Molecule: messenger RNA, 161 nt
Organism: Sphaeroforma arctica JP610
Lineage: Eukaryota; Ichthyosporea; Ichthyophonida
Exons: 1
Source: RefSeq, a predicted model, not a curated record
AAGAAUUGGUCGUGACACAGCGACACAAAGCAGUGGUGGACGAUGACAUAGACGAACGGUACACGACCAACGACAGCAGUGACGACGAGGAGUUCUGUGUGGACGUGCCGCAGUAUGUCAGCGAAACACCUAUCUGUGUGUUUAUAACACACACCAAAUAA